AUGGGCCCUAAUGGUAGCUUAACCCUCAAAGAUGGCGGCAUACUUGAGAACAACCCCAGCUUUUGUGCUUAUUCCGAAGCCGCCUCGCUCUGGGGCGACGACAGUGAGCCCGCCGUUCUGUUAUCCAUUGGUGCUGGUCAGACCAGUUCGGCCUCCGACGACACGUCUCUCGCGGCGAUUAUUCCGUUCGGUCUAUCUACCCUGAGAAGAUACGCGAAAAGAACAGCCGUGCUCAAAAACACUCUCAUCAAAUAUACGGAAGGCCAAAACCGGCACAAAGUGAUGCGAACUAUCGCUAAGGGUGAACGUGGUUGGUACAAACGCCUCGAAGUUACACACGGCUUGGAAAAGAUGAGAGCUGAUGAGUGGGAGCAUGUCAUAGUUCCCUGGAAAGGCGAAGACGGGGUCUUCUACCUCAAAGAUAGUAGAACCUUGGAAACGAUACGUACGGCCACCGAAAUAUAUAUGAAUCGCGAAGAACCCGACAAGAGUGUACUUGAAUAUGUCGCCCCACAACAGAUGCUGAAGCAGACCGCGGAGAAGUUGGUUCGCAUGCGGAGAGCGCGAGAGCUCGAGGCCAUGACUCAGGGUGGGGAAAAGCGCGAGCAUUGGGAGGCGUUCAUGGGCAAGCACCUUAUUGGUGAGCGGGAUUUCUUCCGAAAGUAUCAAGAGGAGUGGGACUACGCCCUGUUAGGUCGUAAGAAUUAG
This is a messenger RNA of Alternaria arbusti, 708 nucleotides long. RefSeq lists its product as uncharacterized. Gene Ontology annotation, biological process: arachidonate metabolic process. The coding region runs from base 1 to 708 and encodes 235 amino acids. Lineage: Eukaryota; Fungi; Ascomycota; Dothideomycetes; Pleosporales; Pleosporaceae. The record is from RefSeq and is a predicted model, not a curated record. Gene Ontology annotation, cellular component: membrane. The transcript has a single exon.